GUACGGGUCGUGGACUUGACAAUUGAAUCGUUUAUUUGAGAAAUUUAAUGCAUCGUUCAGUUUGAGGUGAAAAUGAGAGUUUUGCAUACAGUGCCUCUUAAUUUUAGUAACACUUGAGCUUCUCCUUGUUUUAUUAAAAAAAUGUUUUUUUUUUGAAAUAGUAGUUCCAUGCUGUGGUUUAAAUCUUUUUGCAUUCCAGUAUGUACUACUAGAAGACCAUACUUAGUAUUGCAGAAGUAAUAUCUCAAGAAAAAUCGAGAUAAAUAUAAUAAAAGUCUUAAAUAAUAUGCAUUUUUUUUUUACAAAACUAUGUCAAAUCGUCCCAAAAGUUUUUCAAGCUCAUUUCAAAAUUGUUUUGAGGUGCAAAAAACAUUCCACAAGCUUUUUUCUAGUUUUUAAAUUUUAUAUAGUUUAGUUGUUUAGACCAAAUUGGAUAACUUAUCUAAAAGUAAGCCUGAGUUUAACCAUUCGUCAAACUGGCUGUCCAAGAACACUUAAUCGAAAUGCAAACAACACAUUAAUCAAGAAGGGUUUGACCAAAAUCAACAUCGAACAGACUUAAGCCGCAUCUACUCUCUACCCAUUUGGCGUGGAACUGCUCGAUCUGAGUUGGCAAAUUGAUACCUAUUCGCGAGGUGUGUUCUAUUAAUAGGAAAAGUGCAACGGUAGAAGCCGAGAAUCGGCGAUUGAAAAAUAAAGCUGAAAGUGAAAGUGUUUGGAGUGAGCAGCUUUCCAAAUGGAUCACGACUACGGUUUCGACCUGGAGGAAGCUAUCAAAAGAGAAGGUCUGUCCAGAGCCGAUCUGCAAGCGUUGCGAACGCCUCCCAUCGAAGGAGUCCCACUGGACAUCACCGAUAGGUUGCUGGCCUGCUUUCUCAAUGCAUGUAGGAAAAAUGUCCCCGAAACACGGAAAGUCAUCAAAAUCUACUACCAAGACCGUCGAGAGGCUCCGGAGUUGUUCGACAAUCGUGACCCGCUGAAUCCAAAAAUCCAACAAUGCUUCCAAAACCAGGACUACUUUUUCCUGCCACCUACCCCGGCUGGCCAUUCCGUGAUCUUCCACCGAUUGAGCAACCCUAAGGCGUCCAACUACCACUUCGACGAAGCAGUAAAAACCUACUUCAUGCUUAUAGAAACCUGUAUGUACCAUCAAGGUCCCCGCCCGGGCCUGAUCUGCCUGUUCGACAUGAACAACGUGGGGCUGUCGCAUCUGCUGCGGGUCAAAAUCGGCACCAUUCGAAAAUUCUUCCACUACCUGCAGGAGGGCUUGCCGGCCAAGCUGAAAGCCAUUCACGUGUUGAACGCCGUCUCUUUCUUCGAUAAGGUUCUCUACAUCAUCAAACCAUUCAUGCAUGCUGAAAUUCUAAAUAUGCUCUUUCUAUACCCCACAAAUACUAGCUUGGAAAAGUUGUAUGACGAGUGGAUUCCCCGCAGUUGCUUACCAUCGGACUACGGUGGUGAGCUGAAAUCUGUCGCUGAGUUACAUCAAGAGCACCUGAAAACUUACCAAUCACUUCGGCCGUACUUCCUGGCCGAAGAGCGACAACGGAAGGGAGAUUCCAAGCUGAUAGAAGAAACGAGCAACAAGAUUAAAUCUUUGGACAUCGAUUAGCGGGCGUUCUUCUACAUAUCGCGCUUGCCCAUAGAGAUGAUGUUUAGCCAAAAUAACGAAAAUAGCUGCACAAAUAUUUUACAUACACUAUCCAUUACAUUCAUCUGGCUCGUUCAAUGUGAGCUUUGAGCUUAAGGAAACUAAUUGUGAUAUUAUGCAAUUGCUCAAGUGAAACUUACAUAUUCGAAUAAUUCGUUUAGGUGGAAUUUUAAUUGGGCUUGGGAAUAAUUGUAAAAAAAGAGUUGUUAAGCUGAAUCGUGGCUUCAAGUUGAGCAAAACAAUAAAUUGGUACAUAUUCUUUUUAAAA
This is a messenger RNA of Aedes albopictus (Asian tiger mosquito), 1919 nucleotides long. Its product is annotated as alpha-tocopherol transfer protein-like. Gene Ontology annotation, cellular component: membrane. Gene Ontology annotation, molecular function: phosphatidylinositol bisphosphate binding. NCBI's taxonomy places the organism in Eukaryota, Metazoa, Arthropoda, Insecta, Diptera, Culicidae. The record is from RefSeq and is a predicted model, not a curated record. Bases 737 to 1612 code for a protein of 291 amino acids. The transcript has 4 exons.